Molecule: messenger RNA, 1764 nt
Organism: Sorex araneus (European shrew)
Lineage: Eukaryota; Metazoa; Chordata; Mammalia; Eulipotyphla; Soricidae
Exons: 3
Coding region: 334-1017 (227 amino acids)
Source: RefSeq, a predicted model, not a curated record
AACGGUUGCAGAAGGAUCCUCAACCCGUGUCGUCUCACUCUUUGCUGGCGAAGGGAAAUCGCGACGCGGGCAACGAACAACUGGUGCCGAAACCCGGGAAAUCCAUCUUGCACCGCGAGGAAGAACCCCUCCUCUUGGAGGGAGGAUUCAGAACUGCAGGGACGACUGCUCGGAGAGGCGUGCUGCGGACCACUGCCCAGUGUUGGCACCUUUGUAAUUAAGGAAGGGGACCGUGUCGCGCAGGUGCUCCUCUUCCCGGCUGGUUUUGAGGACCCUAAACGGAGAGGCCCCUUGGAAAUCCCCGCCACGAAUCCUGUGCAAGCUUACCUAGUCAUGGACCUGGCCAAGAGACCUAAACUGACCCUUUCCAUUCAGGAGAACAUGCGGCUCGUCGUCCGGUGCCGACCCUGCGGGUUUGCAAUGAUGAUCCUGCUGCUGACUGUGCAACCGACGGAGGCCGGAUUGGGCCGGCCGGCUGACCCUACACGCCUCCUACAACAGCUGUAUGGGACCCCGUGCAACUGUCAGGGAGGACAAUCUUCGGUGACCCCAACGAGCUACACGCAAACCGUGGACUGUGGGACUCUGACUAUAUAUCUCGCCACGCGGCCCAGUGCUCGGGGCGGGCUAACCCAGUUUUGGCAGUGCGUGCCCAAGCCUACUUUUAUAAAUAAGGGGGAUCCCUGUCCUCAAAACUGUCAAGUGGUAGACCAGAUAAAUGCCAUGUGUUAUACCAGCUAUUCUGAAUGUACCCUAGGAGGAAAGAGGUAUUUUACUGCAAAGCCCCAUAUGUCCUACGAGGGAACGCUCGGGGGUGACUGGUCAGUCGUCCCCUCCAGCAGAGGGAACCCUAAGUAUGCUGCUGCCUCAUGCACGGCCCCAGUGGGCAAAGAUGCCUGCUGGCCCACGCGUGCCCCCUUGCAUGUCACUGACGGGGGUCCCUCCGAUGUGGUUCGGGAAAGGGAGGUGGGACAGCAGAUUCAGCAACUGAUUUUGGCUCUCUAUCCCCAAAUUUAAUACGCAAUGCGGAGAGUGUACCAUGACGUGGAAACCGCUUGAUGCUAUGUUGGUUGAUUGCAUUUCUGAUUUUUUUGAUGGUUGUAUUUUUGAUUGUUGUUUUGAUUAUUUGCUUUUACCUGUGUUAUAGCUGACUGCUGCCUGGUGCCCCAAUCCUCUGACGGGGGCUCGGACUCGUUGGGCUCCCGCUAUCCCCCUCUAUCUUGCGCUCAUGGCUCCUGCUCUGGGAGCAGCCCUUGCACGCUCGGAGCCACAAGGGCUCAUUGCACGAGUACGGGUGCUCCCGAGUAUUCUCCCUGAGAAGGGUGUCAGGCCGGAGAGCACUGCACUGAGUUGGCCCCCGACUCAGGGUGGCGAGCCACUUGCAUAGGACCGCCGUCGGAUUUUGCCCUGCCUGGAAGUGAGGACGGUGGGACAGGUGGAGCCUUGGCGCGACCUGAUGGGGACGUGCGGAGGCCUCCUCAGUCCCUUGUAAUACAGGCAGUGGUGACCACCACCCCCUUCUACCAACAGGAUGGCUCCAUAAAUAAAGACAUAAGGGGGAGAUGUAGGGAGCCAGAGCACAUUGCGCAUGAGUGGCGGCCAUGACAGAAUGACCUCAUAUGGGGUGAUUGGCAAGAGCCAAUAGAUGAGCACCACGUCAGAGGCGGGGCAACCAGGCUAUAUAAGGACUGCCGUUACCCGGGUUGUGGUUCUUUCUCUUCGUGAGUUAACUAAAUAAAUGGUUGCAGAAGGAUCCUCAACCCG